AUGUAUCUGUAUCAGAGGAAGAGACUUCAUCUAAGCCGGAUCAUAUUUCUCUUAUCUGGGGUUCUGCUAUGUUGUAUAUACCAAAUUACCAUCAGAACCACAUUACCAGGACCUUGGCCUGAACGGCAGGUUGGAGAAAUUUCUGAUGGUAAGCAUGAAGAUGUGCUUGAAAGUUCUGCAGAAGAACCAGGAGUAACAGCCAAGCUGACCACUACUGCUGUAAAGACCAGUGUCCCACGUCAUAUAAAUAAGGUGCAUCGAUCAGAAAAUUUAACCACCACCUCUCGGAAAUCAGAUACAGCAAAAACGACAGCAGUGCGACCAAGGACAACCACAAACAGAACAAUUGUACGUUGUAUCUAUGUAGAUCCAGACCUUCCAAAGCCGACUCCAGCUCCCGCACCAGCACCUGAACCCACUUCACCAACAACUACAGAUGCCAGCCCUGUAGAACCUCCUCACAUAAAGGGCGAGUACCCUCAGGAUAUCUUUUCAAUUGAGCAACGAAGGAAAGGCUGGGUGUUUUUGCACAUUUUUGGAAUGAUAUACAUGUUUGUUUCUUUGGCCAUUGUGUGUGAUGAGUUUUUUGUCCCUACUCUUGGAGUCAUUACAAAAAAGCUGGCGAUUUCGGACGAUGUCGCUGGUGCGACGUUCAUGGCAGCUGGAGGCUCUGCCCCUGAACUCUUUACCUCUCUGAUUGGGGUGUUCAUUUCACACAGCAAUGUUGGUAUCGGAACUAUUGUGGGCUCAGCUGUAUUUAACAUCCUGUUCGUAAUAGGAAUGUGUGCUUUGUUCUCUCGGGAGAUGCUCUACCUCACCUGGUGGCCUCUUUUUCGAGAUGUGUCCUUCUACAUUUUAGAUCUGAUCAUGCUCAUCAUCUUCUUUCUGGAUAACACCAUUAUGUGGUGGGAGAGCAUCUUGUUGGUGACUGGCUAUGCAGUUUACGUUUACUUCAUGAAAUACAACGUGCAGAUUGAACGAGCGUUCAAGGAGCAGCUCCGCAAGCACAAGAACAUUAUCAAAGUCAUCCCGAUAGAGGAGCCUGAGAAGGAAAAUGGGACAUCAGUAGAAAAUGACAUUUCUCCUUCAGAAAAAGAGGACAAGAAUCGACUGAAGAUUAAGCCCACACUACAGCGAGGAGGCAGCUCAGCAUCUUUACAUAACAGCAACCUGAGAAACACUAUUUACCAGUUGAUGAUUCACACGCUGGAUCCUCUGGGUGAGGACUCAGUGCUAAAUGGGAAUGCAAAGCCCAGCAGCUCUAUGGGAACUAAAGUGAAGUUUAAAGACAAGGCUCAGAUUUUGAACAACAUGGCCAGGGGGAAGGUACAGGGCAAAGAGAAGAUAAAAUCAAGUGAAGACGGUGCAGCAGAAGAGGAAUCGAAAGAGCCAGGAUCCAAGGAAGCAGAUGCCAAGGAAAAGCCAGAGGGACAGAAGGAAAUGAAGGUACAAGCAGAAGAAGGCUCAGAGGGGUCUGAUGAUAGUGAGGACGACAGUGAUGACAGUGAUGAGGACAGUGAUGACGAUGAAGAACAGGAUGAAGGUGAUGGGGAGGAUGAUGAGGAUACAGAUAAUGAAGAACCACUAUCCUUGGAGUGGCCAGAAACCAGGACGAAACAGGCCACCUACCUGUUUCUGCUGCCUAUCGUCUUUCCUCUGUGGCUCACUGUACCAGAUGUCCGAAACCCAGCAUCCAGGAGGUACUUUGUUAUAACUUUUUUGGGUUCCAUUGUAUGGAUUGCUAUAUUUUCUUAUCUCAUGGUGUGGUGGGCACAUCAGGUGGGGGAAACUAUUGGCAUUUCAGAGGAGAUAAUGGGUCUUACCAUAUUGGCGGCUGGAACAUCCAUCCCUGAUUUAAUUACCAGUGUGAUUGUGGCUCGCAAAGGCCUGGGAGACAUGGCUGUGUCCAGCUCUGUUGGCAGCAACAUAUUUGAUAUUACUGUUGGGCUGCCAGUGCCCUGGCUAAUGUAUUCAUUCUUGCACAAGCUGGCGCCUGUGGCUGUCAGUAGCAACGGGCUUUUCUGUGCCAUCGUGCUGCUUUUCCUCAUGCUCCUCUUCGUCAUCAUGUCCAUCGCUGUCUGUAAGUGGAGGAUGAAUAAAAAGCUGGGGUUCACCAUGUUCAUGCUCUACUUUGUGUUUUUGGUACUCAGUGUCAUGCUGGAGGACCGUAUCAUUGUGUGUCCAGUGUCCAUCUGAGCAACACAACAUCUAUCAGGAUCUAGACUCUUGUUAUUUACAAUAAUUUGCACAAUAAUGUCCUGCUCAACACUGCAACUUGGGGAAGACAAGUUUGAGUUAGUAAGUCAAAGUGAGAGCUCAAAGUGAGUGAGAGCUCAGGCUGCAAUUUCUUGUCCCAGAAUCAGAUUAAUAUGUAAGUUAAGCCACUACGAGCUACAACAUGUCAGUGUAUAAGAAAUCUAAGAGACUUUUUCGGUAUUGUACAACAAUGUUGUUUAUGAAUGUAU
This is a messenger RNA of Trichomycterus rosablanca, 2465 nucleotides long. It is a transcript of the gene slc24a1, whose product is annotated as solute carrier family 24 member 1. Gene Ontology annotation, cellular component: plasma membrane. NCBI's taxonomy places the organism in Eukaryota, Metazoa, Chordata, Actinopteri, Siluriformes, Trichomycteridae. The coding region runs from base 1 to 2196 and encodes 731 amino acids. Gene Ontology annotation, molecular function: calcium channel activity; calcium, potassium:sodium antiporter activity. The transcript has 10 exons. The record is from RefSeq and is a predicted model, not a curated record. Gene Ontology annotation, biological process: intracellular calcium ion homeostasis; calcium ion transmembrane transport.